AUGGACGGCGGGCGCCAUUAUGAGAGCCUUAUUGAGAAGAUGGUAGGAGCACCGGCAUUUGAGCCAGAGCUUCCCGAGUGUGACGACGCUUUUUUAGCGGAGAACAACGUUUACUCUUCUAGGGACAAAUGCCUUGAUGCGGUAGAGGAGUAUGCACUGUUUCAUGGUUUCGGAAUAUACAGCGAGACGGUGCGGAAGAACUACGCUCUCAUUAUAUGCAAAGCAACCGCAAUCGGUUGGACGCCGGCUUGCGAGUGGCACUGCGUGUACGGAAAGGACAAAGAGAGUGGCCUUUGGGUUAUCACAACCCUGGAUGAUCACCGCGUACAUACAUGUCCGCCGCACCUGAAGGCUCGUGGGGCGAGGAGCUUGGGAAACCGGGUAGCUGUUCUCUACCGACUUUACGGGAAUCUCGUGCGGGCGGACCCGUUUCUGCCCCCCAAGACAAUCUGCGCCCAGAUUUCCGCUCUCAAAGGCCCCAUCGUGAACUACCAUCAAGCGUACAGGCUACGAGAGCUGAUAAAGACGGAGGUGUACGGGGAUUGGCACGACUCGUUCCGCCUAUUCCCGACGCUCGCGGCCCGGUUCAAGGAGAUUGACCCACAGUCCUCGUUGAAGAUCCUGACGCUAAACGGCCACUUCCAUCGCAUCUUCGUCUCCCCUUCGGCGUCUAGGGUGGCAUUGCAGCACUGCAGACCCGUCGUCACGCUGGAUGGCACAUUCCUCCUAAGUGCACAACGCGCCUCCCUGCUCAUUGCCGUAGUCCUGGACGGGAACCAGGAGAUCAUUCUGCUAGCGUGGUCGCUCGUUGAGUCCGAAAACAAGGACUCAUGGACCUGGUUCUUGGACCUCUUUACCAAAACGUUUCCCGAAUGGAUACAGCGGGAAAACGCAGCGAUCAUCAGCGACCGGGACAAGGGUUUGGUCCCUGCAGCUAAGGAGUUCCUCCCCGACAGCAUUCCCCAUUACUUUUGCGGAUGGCACUUGGACCAGAACAUCCGCUGGUGGGGAACUGACGCGAAGAUCUUCUUCUGGCGCCUGUUGAAGGCUCGUCUGUUGCCAAAGUGGAAGGCUCUCAUGCGGGAGGCACGCGUGGACUUCUCCGAAAUGGCGGAGUACCUGUUCGAAAAGGAGGAGAAACCACGUGCACCGCCCGUGGGGGUGGGUACAUCUGCGCCGCCCCCCGCCAGCAACCCCGAGGAGACAACCCAGGAGGCACGUGCCAGGAUUCGCCUGCGGGCCCGUAUCAGCCGUCGUGCACGGGCCCAGCGUCUUCGUCAGCGCAAAGCAGCACAGCGGCGGGCUGCAAGGACCGCGACGGGUGGGGCGGCUUCGGUUACUGAGGAGGAGGAUGUGGCGGCUGGGACUGACGCUGCAGCUGGUGGCGCGGAGGGUGAUGUGGAUUGGAUGGGGCGGCGGGUGAUGACGCUGCAGGGGAUGGGGCGGCUGGUAAUGGGGCAGCAGGAGCGCCCACUGAGGCUGCACCCGACUGCAGUGCUCCACGACCAACUCUGUCCCCCCUCAUUGUCGUGCCGCCCGCCGUUCGACAUUGACGACAUCUUACUCUCGGCCCGCUUCAAUUAUUUCCCUGGUCAUGGACGUCGGCACGCUGCGGAUGGAGUUGGAACUACCCCAGCUUUGCUCCCUCCUCCGACAGAUCCCGCAGCAGCUGGUGCUGCGACAGGAACAGGGGCGACCGGCGCCGAGAUACCGGGGGGGACCGACGAGGACGUCGUUGGGGCGGGUCUGGAUUUUUUCACAAGCGACGAGAACGGAUACUCUAAUCCGUCCACAUCUCGUCCACCGAGGGCGGAAGAGGAUGACGGCCCUGCAAGGGCGCAAACUGGGUUUCAUCAGAACAAGGCGGGCUCGAAGUACCGCAUUGGGAUCCACCCCAAGCAUUGGGCACGUGUGUACGCCCGUACCGCACGGUACGGCAUAUACACAAGCAACGCUGCCGAGUCCGUCAACUCUGCCAUCCGGCCCAUUCGGCAGCUUCCCCCCGUGUACCUCGUCGCCGCACUCUGGGACUGGUACCGGAAGAAGAUGUACGAGCGUGGAGCUCGUGCGAGAGCGAGGGGAGAGUAUCUGACGGAUAAGGCUAUGAAGCGGCUCGCGGACAAACGGGAACGCAGCAAGAAUUACAAGGUGACCAUCGGCGGCCCUGGUUAUGGCACGGUGAGGACGUUGGGCAGCCGCGACUUUGCAGAGUGGAGGUCAUUCAACGUGGACCUCCGCCCUGGCAAAAAAACAUGCGAGUGUGGCAACUGGAAGGAGUACGCUUUUCCGUGCUCGCAUGUCGUGGCGUUUUGUCGCGAGAUGCAAACAACGGACAUGGAUCAUGUCUCCGACUUCUACACCACCGCCACGCUCUGUCAGACGUAUUCCGGGGUUGUCCAUGGCUCUUGCGUGGAUCUUUUGAUUGCAGAGAUGAUGGUGCCACUGCGGGGUGUAUGCGAGCCCCCCCAGUUCAAGCGUUGUGAUCGGGGCCGCCCAAGGACGGUCAGGCGCAUGGAGGGUCAGGCGCCGAAGCAGAAGUACGGUGCAGCAACUGCAGGGCGGACGACCACAACAAGUCGCGCUGUCUGGGGAUGUAUGGAGCUGAGGCAAGGAGGCGUGGUCCACGGACCUGAAUCUUGGCACCACAAACUGCAUGCAGGAGCACACGACACGGGUGAGGAGCCCGGAAGAGAGGAAAGUGAAGAUGAGGGAGGAGCUUGGACGCCCCAACGACGGUGGGAUGCAACAUGA
Molecule: messenger RNA, 2751 nt
Organism: Closterium sp. Yama58-4
Lineage: Eukaryota; Viridiplantae; Streptophyta; Zygnematophyceae; Desmidiales; Closteriaceae
Source: the annotation of a GenBank genome assembly